AUGGACUUGAAUUCAGGUUUUGGUGAUAAAAUUGCUCAAAACUUUGAUGCUAAUACAUUGCCUACGGAUGUUGUGGCUAUAGAAGAUGAUGAUUUUUCUUUGGGAGAAGUUGAUGAUUUGUCUUCGCGUAAAUAUGUAUCUCCAGGUUCUACAACGUAUUGGUUGCCUUGUAUGGUUGAUAGUAAACCUAAUGUUGGAAAAUCAUUUAGGUGUAUAGAUGAGGCUGCGCAUUUUUAUGUUGAUUAUGGUCGUUCUUGUGGAUUUGAUAUUAGGCAUGGUAGUGAAAAGCGAUAUCGAGAUGGACGUAUUCAAUCGAAAUGUUUUCACUGUUCACGAGAAGGCUUUUAUUCUAAAAAUGGUGAGAAGAAUGAUGAUGGCUCAUUUUGUUCAAAACAAAAGAGGAAAAGUAUGUUUACUAGAUGUGGAUGUCCUGCUAUGAUUGUGGUGAAACAUAUGAAGGGUUCAAUAUAUGAGAUUACUUCGUUUAUUGAACAACAUAAUCAUAGGUUUGCUAGUGCUGAUGGUAAGAAGUUUUUGAAGGCAAACCGGUCAAUGACUGUUGCACAUCAAAAUUUUGCAUUUGAUUGUUCAAAAGUCCGAAUAGGUCAUGCUCGUGCGUUUGGUUUAAUGAAAGAGUUUGUUGGAGGGUAUGACCAGAUUGGUGCAACAGUUGUUGAAUUUAAAAAUUGGAAUAGAGACUUGAAGAACAUAAUUGGGAAUGCAGAUGCACAAGUAAUAUUGAAUAAAUUUCAAGCUUUGAAGGAGUCUUCUAAUGGCAGAUUCUACUAUGAACAUGAUGUGGAUGAGUCUGGAAAAUUGACAAAGUUAUUUUGGGCAGAUUGUGUUGGUCGUAGAAACUAUGAUGUGUUUGGUGAUGUUAUUUCAGUAGAUGCCACAUUAGUAUAA
This is a messenger RNA of Daucus carota subsp. sativus, 906 nucleotides long. RefSeq names its product protein FAR1-RELATED SEQUENCE 5-like. Bases 1 to 906 code for a protein of 301 amino acids. The record is from RefSeq and is a predicted model, not a curated record. Lineage: Eukaryota; Viridiplantae; Streptophyta; Magnoliopsida; Apiales; Apiaceae. Gene Ontology annotation, biological process: regulation of DNA-templated transcription. The transcript has 3 exons.